This is a messenger RNA of Anisakis simplex (herring worm), 648 nucleotides long. The record is from the annotation of a GenBank genome assembly. NCBI's taxonomy places the organism in Eukaryota, Metazoa, Nematoda, Chromadorea, Rhabditida, Anisakidae.
AUGCAUUCUAAGUGUGUGAGUGUUGCAGAUUCUGAAUUAGCGAUAAUGUACAACGAUGAGUCUGUACUCGAACAGCAUCACCUAGCCGUUGCUUUCAAGCUGUUGCAAGAUUCAAAUUGUGAUUUCUUGGUGGGCCUUAACAAGAAACAACGACAACUCUUCCGAAAGAUCUCAAUUGAAAUGGUACUCGCCACGGAUAUGUCAAAGCAUAUGAGUUUACUGGCUGAUUUGAAGACAAUGGUUGAGGCGAAAAAAGUGGCCGGAUCUUCGGUGCUCACCUUCGAUAAAUUUAAUGAUCGAUUGCAGUUGCUGCAAUCAAUGAUACAUCUAUCAGACCUAUCGAAUCCAACCAAACCAAUCGAGUUGUAUCAAAACUGGAAUCAGCGAAUUUUGGAAGAGUACUGGCGUCAAGGCGAUCGAGAGCGUGAUCUUGGCCUUGAGAUCUCACCGAUGUGUGACCGAAAUAAUGUCACCAUUGAAAAAUCACAGGUUGGCUUUAUCGAUUACAUCGUUCAUCCGCUGUUCGAAACAUGGGCCGAUUUGGUUCACCCGCAUGCGCAGAAUAUUUUGGAUCAAUUGGUUAUGAAUCGUGAAUGGUGCUGUUUUCUUUUCACUUACGUCAAUUCACAUUUCAAAAUUCUUUUAUAA